ACCGUUCCCUCAACGACCGCCGCUCGGUUCCUCGCUCCCGGCCCGUGGGGCCUGCGCGGCCCGGGGGGAGGGAGGGAAGGGGGCAGCAGCAGCAGCAGCGGCGCGGCGCGGGGCUCCUCUCUCCGCACUCGGCCGCCGCAGCGCUGAGCCCGGUGGGGCCCCGGCCGCGGCCCCCGGCAGCGGGGCGGCCCCCGCCCCGAGGCAGGACGAUGCCGGUGAAGAAGAAGAGGAAAGCCGCGGCAGGGGCGGGGGCGGCGGCGGCGCAGGACGAGGCCGGCUUCAAGAAGUGUAAACUCGGCAGCUAUUGCAGAUCACAAGCCCCUGGUAAAGUAAUGAGUGGAGAGGAACACUUUUCAAGCAAGAAGUGCCUAGCUUGGUUUUAUGAAUAUGCAGGUCCUGAUGAAGUUGUGGGGCCUGAAGGAAUGGAAAAGUUUUGUGAAGACAUCGGUGUUGAGCCUGAAAAUAUUAUUAUGUUGGUUUUAGCCUGGAAGCUAGAGGCUGAAAGCAUGGGGUUCUUUACCAAGGAAGAAUGGUUAAAGGGGAUGACUUCGUUACAGUGUGACUGUACAGAAAAGUUACAGAGUAAAUUUGAUUUCUUGCGGUCACAGUUGAAUGACAUUUCAUCGUUUAAGAAUAUCUACAGAUAUGCCUUUGAUUUUGCAAGGGAUAAAGACCAGCGAAGUCUUGAUAUUGAUACUGCAAAAUCCAUGUUAGCUCUUUUGCUUGGAAGAACUUGGCCACUGUUUUCAGUAUUUUAUCAAUACCUGGAGCAAUCGAAGUAUAGAGUUAUGAACAAGGAUCAGUGGUACAACGUGCUAGAGUUCAGCAGAACUGUCCAUGCAGAUCUUAGCAAUUACGAUGAAGAUGGUGCAUGGCCUGUGCUUCUGGAUGAAUUUGUUGAAUGGCAAAAAGUUCGUCAAGCGUCAUAGCAAGAAUUUAAAAGAAAAUGCAAGUUUUUUGGUGCCCGCCUGUACACAAACUAAUGAGAAAAAAGGAUUGCAUUUUCAUUCUUAUGAAAGACUUUACAGUAAUUUUUUUCCUUUUUUAAGGAAGUUUUCUUGUUACAUGUGAUAUGGGCAUUGAACAACACCUCUUCUGAGACUGAAAGCUGGAGUUCUUGUUUUAAGUCUUAUGUUUAUAGCAUUUAUUUCAGAACAAUAAAAUUGGUGACAAAGGCCUAAAAGUGAAGAAUGUCCCUUGAAUGUGAGUGUGGUGUCUAUUUUUAAAACCAAAUCUUUAAGAUUAUUUUUCUCGGAAGUGCCCUUUGCUAUGGAUUGUUGAGACCUUAAAAAUGCUUAACUGGCACUGUUGCUUGCUGAUUGGUAUGAUUGUCUUGUGCAACAAAUGUUAGAAAGAAUGACUAAUUAUUUGAGCCCUGGGUGGGGGUGUGCUGUAUAUUAAGUAUUGGUCAUGGGUUGUACCACAACUUUCAGCUCCUUGUGGAGAUAAAGGCCUUAAACUCUUUUGUUUUGUUCAGUACCCACCCAGUGGCAUGGCGUUCAACAGCAGACACUUUUUAAGCAGAAAGGUGUAGGGCAUAUGGCUCUACAAGCAGAACAGCUGAAAACAAGUUGCCUGUACUUCAAAUGACAAAGAGGUACUCUGUGGUACAGAAAAGCAGCUUCAAAUUUUUACUGCAGUUUAGACUUCGGAUUGCUUUGUAUAAGAAGUGCAAUUUAUAUUUUAAAAGGGAAAUCUGGAAAGACUUGGCUUCAGGCUUUGCUUCUUACGUGUUUUAGACCGGAAGCAUUCACAGCAUGACUUUUUUUUUUUAUCUCCCUGGAAGUUUUUCCAUGAUGUAAGAGACUAUUAAAUCAUCCAAUUUUGACCUGUAUAUAACAGGCUAGUAACUUUUACCCUGUUAUUCAUGUACUGAGUCCAAUAACUAUUGUGAUUGCCCCUUUUAGGCACUCAGUAUUUGUGGUAACCUUUAAAUACAGUUGAAGUUUGUCACUUAACCUUUCUGCACAGGGAACUGAAUGCCAUCCUUAAGAAGGAAAGGGAUUUUAAUAAGUAAAUGUGAGAAACCAAAAUAGAAGGAGAGAAUGAAACAUUUGUAUCUUCUACUUUACUGUAUAAUUAUAUUAUUUAGACUGUGAUAAUGCCAUGAGACUCCAGUCAGUGAUCAAGGCCUCAUUGUGCCAAAUACUUCAGCAGCUUGAAAUAAGAAUAGACAAUGUAAGAUAGGCAUGACUUGAAGAUCUUUGCCUCAGGGAAAUGACUUCUGUUUUGCACAUCCCUUACUCAGACUAACAAGCAUGAGUUUUCCUAUCACUAAGGAAAGCUUUAUUCCCAAGAUGAUGGAUUUUUUUUACAGUGGGACUUGGGGGGGAAGGGUAAUGAGAAGGGAAGAAAUAGCAGAAAGGAGUGGGACAAAGUAAUUGUGUGCCCAUGCUCUCAUUCUACUAGGGGAUCACCUUUGCUACUUACUCUCCAAAGCUGCUUGCUGCAGGUGGUAGCGCUGGUCAGUGGUGUUCCCUGAGCCAUUCUGCAAGUCACCUGAUGGUGCAGUUGAACUUUGUAAGCUUUUGGUUUUGCCCAAUCCAAAAAAGCUUUGGGAAGACAAAGAGAGGGGAGGGAAGAUGGGGAGGAACAGUUGAGAUACUGGCAGAUCACUGUGCUUGUACAGUGGCUAGUGUCUGUGCAUGCAGACACAUGCUCUAUAGCCGAUCUAAAUAUCUUUCCACCUUUUUUAAGGAAAGUACUUAAUUUUAAACCUCAUGUAGACUACAACAGUUCUCUUAAGUAUGUUACAGGUUGUCCAUUUGCAUUGUUGAUAAUUCUGAUUUCACCCAUAACAGAGUGCCUUUCAUUUGGAAGUUGCCCUAAUCUACAGAAACUCAGUGCCAGAAUGAGAGAAACCUCAAGAAUCCUGAGAUCAACUGAUAGGGUAAAGCCCUAAGAUGCACAGGAUAAAGAUACGCCAAUUGACUUAUUUCUAGAGAAGUCCUGCUAUAUAUUAAAUCUCCGCAAGGACACUGAUUCUGAAAUGACUUUCUAAAAUUCACUUCAAUGGCUUUCCUUGCUUAGUAUGUUCCUGUCAUAACUGGGCGAUUCUCUUUCCCAGCGUUGAAAUAAAGGUUAGAAAUUGAACAUUUUAUAGUGUGAUGGGGGGAACGGGGAGAAAUGAUUCUUUUUUUUUUUUUUUUAGGUAAUUGCAAACUGUUGUGAAUUCAAUUUAAACCAGUUGGUUCUAGAGGAUGGUAUUAGUGUCUAACAGUAGGAGUGAUGCAUCUACCAAUUCAACAUAGUCAAGUACUUACCAUUAAGGUGUAAGACACUAUGUGAUGUAUCAUUUGUAUCUCUGUUAAGGUUUUAUCAGUAUUCCUAUAAUAAAUCCAUGUUUCAGGGA
Anas platyrhynchos (mallard) is the source of this 3352-nucleotide messenger RNA. RefSeq names its product defective in cullin neddylation 1 domain containing 5 (gene DCUN1D5). Gene Ontology annotation, biological process: protein neddylation. The record is from RefSeq and is a predicted model, not a curated record. Gene Ontology annotation, cellular component: ubiquitin ligase complex. NCBI's taxonomy places the organism in Eukaryota, Metazoa, Chordata, Aves, Anseriformes, Anatidae. Gene Ontology annotation, molecular function: ubiquitin conjugating enzyme binding; ubiquitin-like protein binding; cullin family protein binding.